Messenger RNA from Aspergillus thermomutatus, 428 nucleotides. RefSeq names its product ubiquitin-conjugating enzyme E2. The annotation marks the transcript as partial. The transcript has a single exon. The record is from RefSeq and is a predicted model, not a curated record. Lineage: Eukaryota; Fungi; Ascomycota; Eurotiomycetes; Eurotiales; Aspergillaceae.
AUGACGUCCCCCUCCCACCGACGCCUCCUAAAAGAAGCCUCCGAACUCGCCUCCCACCCCUCCCCACACUUCACCGCACACCCGGUCUCCGACUCCAACCUCUACGACUGGCACUUCACCCUCGCCGGACCGCCGCCGCCCUCGCCCUACGCCGGCGGCAUCUACCACGGCCGCAUCGUCCUCCCCGCAACCUACCCGCUGCGCCCGCCGUCCUUCCGCUUCCUCACCCCCUCCGGCCGCUUCGAGGUCAACCGCGAGAUCUGCCUGAGUAUCUCGGGCCACCACGAGGAGACGUGGCAGCCCGCGUGGGGGAUCCGGACGGCGCUGAUUGCGCUGCGGAGUUUCAUGGAUGGGGAUGCGAAGGGGCAGGUUGGGGGGCUGGAUGUGGGCGACGGUGUGAGGAGGCAGUAUGCGGCUGAGAGCCGGGG